AUGGCAUUUGAAGAAAUAUACGAAUAUGUUGAGAAAGACACCUUCAUCAAGUAUUUCCGUUUAACUAUAUUCGUGUGUGCCUAUCUCAUAUUUCGUAAAUAUUACUCGCAAUGGGCAGCCAAAAAGCAAAGUGAACACCAGCAGAAAUUGGACGAAAAAGAAAAGGCAGAGAAACCAGCAAGAGAGGCUGAAGCUCAGAGACAAUUGGAAGAGAAAUUGGAGAAGGAAGCGAACGAGUUUGGUUGGGGUAAAAAGACCAGAAAGAAUGUGAAAACUACUCAAGCCGUUUUGGAGCAGUUGGCUGAGGAAACGAGACAACGACACCAAACUGCUUACGAUGCUCAAGAAGACGCCGAUAUUGAGGAUUUAUUAGAGGAUUAG
Messenger RNA from Lodderomyces theae, 381 nucleotides. RefSeq lists its product as uncharacterized. The record is from RefSeq and is a predicted model, not a curated record. The coding region runs from base 1 to 381 and encodes 126 amino acids. The transcript has a single exon. Lineage: Eukaryota; Fungi; Ascomycota; Pichiomycetes; Serinales; Debaryomycetaceae. Gene Ontology annotation, biological process: protein transport.